CCGCCUGUUGGUUGUGUCGAUGUUUCUCUUCUCAGUGGCGUUUGCAUGUUGAAUUUGCUUAUAUUAAGAUGAUUGGUGACCUUCAGAAGUUUGACUCUGUUAGGGCUCUAGAGGGAGUUUAACGUAGCGUUGAGAAACACAAAAUUGAGUUUCAUUUGCUUUAUUGGUGUACCUGCUGGUUUGUUUUUGUUAGGGUUUUUGUCGAGUUCUUAAUCUUAUUUUUCUCUGAAAUAGAGUGCACUUUAUCUUACUCUGAAGAGAUUGCUUUUUAGUUGUGGUUGUAUAAUGUUGAACUUUACAGAUUACAAUAUAUAUAUAUAUAUAUAUAUAUAUAUAUAUAUAUUUGGCUUGUUUGAGAAUGGGGUUUAAUUUUUACAGCUUCAAAUACUCUCAGGGUUUUUUUUUAAUUGGGCUGUGAAAAUUGUUUGAUGUGUUGCUUGUAAAAAAAUUGUAUUACUAUUUUUUACAUGUAUUAUUAUUAUUUACAUUUUUGAUGUAGUCCUCUGUAAAUCUUUAAUUUUUGUAUUGAGUUUCUUUUUUACAGCCUCACUUUGUGCUUGAAGACUCACUCCGAUUAUCUUUUGAUUGAUUGUAAAAGUAUUUUUUUUUUUGAAUUAUUUUUUGUCACAAAUACAAUCUUUUUUUUUGCUCUUGAGUCACAAUGAGCUGAACAGAAAAAUACCCAGAAAUCUUAUUUUUUUAGAAGAAUAUUCAUAAAAUACUUUAAACUCAAACUUUCUUGUGUUUACCUCCAUCUUUCAGUCAAAUCAAAGCUGUUUCUGCUAUCAAAGCUUUGAUCUUCAGUCAGGACGUAGCCCCGCCUCCGCGCUCGCGGCUGCCCCCGCGCGGUCGGACUGCGGCUGCGCAGUGAACUUCUGUCAGUUCGCUCAGAGCGCAGCAGCACCUCGGACCGUAACGACGCUCCGCCGUGGCUCCUUUCCGAGCUCGGAUUUUUACAAGCUCCACUUUUUGUUUUUUUUCUUUUCCGCCUCUGUGGACUUUUACUUUGGGUUUCGAACUCGCGCGCGGGCAUGAGGACGUCUCAGUAGCGCGAGCAGCGGCUUUUCCUCCGUCCUCGCGGGAGCUCUCAGGGCGAACAGCGGGAAUACUCUCCAAUGAAAUAUCUUCCUCCGGGAUCAGACCGAGUCAGUCCGCGGAUCCAGCUCAGUCAGGACUCCGAGAGGCGCCGUCCCGGUCCCGCGGGCUCCCCGUUGACCCCCUCGGACCCCCUCCGGCAGGCGAAGCGGCUCCCGAUCCGACUGAUCAAGAUGCUGACGGCGCACAGCGGACACUUGCUGCACCCGGAGUACCUCCAGCCGCUCACGUCCGCGCCCGUGAGCAUCGAGUUGGAUGCAAAGAAGAGUCCUCUGGCUCUGCUGGCUCAGACCUGCUCCCAGAUUGGGAAACCGGAUCCUCCGUGCUCCAAGCUGAGCUCCUCCUGCAGCCAGGGGGACAAGGAGUCCGCCAGCCGCUCAUCGGCGUCCGGCCUCAAGCUGGGGGAGCACCGCCCCUCCCUGGAUGAUAAAUCCAGCUUCAAGCCCUACAGUAAAGGCGGCGGCGGCGAGGGCCGCAGCGGCAGUGAGAAAGUUGGUUUCAGGGUAACCGGAAGCAAUAAUGCGGCGACCAACGGGGGUUCUGGCCAGCCCCCGUGCCCGCCCCACGCGGCCUCCCCCAGCUGCAGGGGGGGCAGCUCCCCUCCAGGACAGCAGCUUCACAAACAGACUCAUUCUCCUGCAGGCGUCGCCGGCUCACAGGGUGGAGACGCCGCGCGUGAGCAGAGCAGUCCCAGCAGCCCGGGCGGCGGCAGCGCCCCCCACCUGAAAAAGGACUCCGAUGUGACCAAAGCGGACAGUCCACAGCACGCCAACUCUAGCCACGCCCGCGCCAGCACCAACUGCAGCACCGGGAGCUCGGACGGCGGCUCCAACCCCGACAAGGGCGAGCCCGGCCUCGGCGCCGGACACGUCACGCCCAUCUCCCCCUUCAAAUCCAGCCAGCCGCUCUACCCGCUGCCCCCCUCCAGCAUGGGCUACCAGGGAGCCGUCAUGGGGGGGUACGGCGGCUACCAGUUCGCUCCGAGUUUGGACGCUACCAAGUCGAGCCUGGGGGUGGGCGGCAUGGGCGGGAAACACCCCAGCUCCAGCCCGCUGACGGGCGCCUCGCCGCCCUCCUUCAUGCAGGGCCUGUGCAGGGACCCGUACUGCCUCAGCUACCCCAGCAUGCCCCACCUGGGGGGCAGCAGCUGCAACUCCUGCCUCCACGACCCGUCCUCCACCCUCAAGAGCAGCUUCCCCAUGGUGUACCCGUCCCACCCGCUGCACUCCCUCCACCAGGGCUCGCUGUCCUCCAGCGUGUCGUCGUCGCUGUCCCACCCCCUCUACUCCUACGGCUUCAUGCUCCCCAACGACCCCCUGCCUCACGCCUGCAACUGGGUGUCGGCGGGGGGGCCGUGCGACAAGCGCUUCGCCACGUCGGACGAGCUCCUGGCCCACCUGCGGACCCACACGGCCCUGACCAUGGACAGCAAGCUGCUCGCCGUGUCCUCCUCCGGACCCGCCUCCUGCCACCUGCACCUCCCACACCAGAGCAGCUCCGGCUCCAUGCCCAGCUCUCUGUCCCUCAGGGGCCCCCCCAGCCUGGGCUUAGCUCGCUAUCACCCCUACAGCAAAGUGCACCUCCCCUCCGGACCCUCCCCCAUCUCCCUGCCGGGUCCGUACUACCCGCAUUACACCUUCUACAGCCAGAGACUCGGGUCCGCCUCGGCUCUGGGAUACCAGUGAUACUCCCCGCUCUGAGGAGCGCCGCCACCGUUUGGGAUUUACGUCGGUUUGCUUUCCGGCAGAAGUAGUCGGGGGAUGAAAGGAUCGAUGACGCCCCCCCUCCCGCGCGAACGCUAACAGUGACGCUGCAGUUAGCUAGCUUUGCAUGAAGAGGAAGGAAGCUGGACCUGCUGCAAACCAAAUUCAGCUCCCAGCACCUCUGAAGAUCACCGACCGGAGCGUUCAGGCACCAGAUCGCGGCUCUGUUGAGGAUUUGGGGUCACGGAUUUAGCUACAGCUGCAAAUCAUUGAAAAACUCUGGAUUGUGUCUCAUUGGACGACGACUGAUGGCGAUAAAUUCUGAACGAUCCCCGUGUGACCUUCUGGUUUGACCAUCAAAACAUCUCAGUUUAGUCUUUGGGACUCGAAAAAUUAAACUAAAUUCAGACUAAUUGGAACUAAAAAAAUCAAAUAUCUGGACUUUUAUUAAUCAUUUGUCUGAUAGGUUUGUGGAAUUCAAGUUUUUAUCAAAAAACAGAGAAGUUUGUAGCAUUCAAACGACUAACGUUAUUCUAUAUUCCUAUUUUCUGGCGCCUCCGACUUGCUGUAGAGCAACCAAAUAUCAAGACAUCACCUUCAUCUCUUUUUAAAACAAAAAAAAUAAUAUUUUAUAUUAAAAUCAAACAAGCUUUUAUGUUGACAGUUCUUCGUCUCUAUCAUAUUUUUCACCAUCUCGAUUAUUCUAAAAAAUUUGAAUUCUAAAAAAAAA
Messenger RNA from Oryzias melastigma (Indian medaka), 3528 nucleotides. Its product is annotated as zinc finger protein 703. Gene Ontology annotation, biological process: negative regulation of DNA-templated transcription. Gene Ontology annotation, cellular component: nucleus. The record is from RefSeq and is a predicted model, not a curated record. The transcript has 2 exons. Bases 1116 to 2780 code for a protein of 554 amino acids. NCBI's taxonomy places the organism in Eukaryota, Metazoa, Chordata, Actinopteri, Beloniformes, Adrianichthyidae.